ACUUUUAGCACCCACUGCUAGCACCCACUCUGCGUUUUGCUCUGCUUUGGGCAUAAUUCCUUCCUCUCCUAAGCAGAUAGCUGUUCACCUUAGACCACUCUCGGCCGCUAAUACACCAAGAAGAAACUCAGCCGUGCCAGGCCUAGAAAUGUCCAUCCCCGCCCCCAAGCCCCUAAAGACAGUGACAAGGCCAGAAUUUUCCUGGUUGAUAAAUGAGAGGAGCUGAGGAGCCGCUGUGAUGACGGUUCCGAGAAUCUGAUUUGCGAGAAGGCGAAUCUCCAGAAGCACCAUGGAGAUGCUUUUGGAAAGCGGGCCAGCCUACCUGCAGGCAGGAGGACGAGAGAAAGGGGGCAUGGCAAAGAGCAACGCAUGAGGGAGAUGGCCUGGAGGUGCCCAGAGAGGAACAUUUGAAAAGGAAGUAAAGGCCGCAUCUCCGGAAACCUCAGGGGAGCAGGAAUCCACCCACCACCAUGAGCAGCACUCUGUCGCCCACAGACUUCGACAGCUUGGAGAUCCAGGGCCAGUAUAGCGACAUCAACAACCGCUGGGACCUGCCUGACUCUGAUUGGGACAAUGACAGCAGCUCAGCCCGCCUCUUUGAGAGGUCCAGAAUUAAGGCCCUGGCAGCUGCCUUCAUCAACCCUGCUCAGUAUGCCAGCGUGCUGGAAGGACGCUUCAAACAGCUUCAAGAUGAACGUGAAGCUGUGCAGAAGAAAACCUUCACCAAGUGGGUAAACUCGCACCUGGCCCGGGUGACAUGCCGGGUGGGAGACCUGUACAGCGACCUGCGGGACGGGCGCAACCUCCUGAGGCUCCUGGAGGUGCUCUCAGGAGAGACACUGCCAAAGCCCACAAAAGGCCGCAUGCGAAUUCACUGCCUGGAGAACGUGGACAAGGCACUGCAGUUCCUGAAGGAGCAGAAAGUGCAUUUAGAAAAUAUGGGCUCCCAUGACAUAGUAGAUGGGAACCACCGCCUGACCCUUGGGCUUGUGUGGACCAUCAUUCUUCGAUUCCAGAUCCAAGACAUCAGUGUGGAGACAGAAGACAACAAGGAGAAGAAGUCAGCCAAAGACGCCUUACUGCUGUGGUGUCAGAUGAAGACGGCCGGGUAUCCCAAUGUCAAUGUGCACAACUUCACCACCAGCUGGAGAGAUGGGCUAGCCUUCAACGCCAUUGUACACAAACACCGGCCAGACCUUCUGGAUUUUGAGUCCCUGAAGAAGUGCAAUGCACACUACAAUCUGCAGAAUGCUUUCAAUCUGGCUGAGAAGGAACUAGGCCUAACCAAGCUGCUGGAUCCUGAAGAUGUGAAUGUGGAUCAACCAGAUGAGAAAUCCAUCAUUACCUAUGUGGCCACCUACUAUCAUUAUUUCUCCAAGAUGAAGGCCCUGGCUGUGGAAGGCAAAAGAAUUGGCAAGGUCCUGGACCAUGCCAUGGAAGCAGAUCACCUGGUAGAAAAGUACGAGUCCCUGGCCUCCGAACUGCUACAGUGGAUUGAGCAAACUAUUGUGACCCUCAAUGACCGGCAGCUGGCCAAUUCCCUGAGUGGGGUCCAGAACCAACUGCAGUCCUUCAAUUCCUACCGCACUGUGGAGAAGCCACCCAAGUUCACCGAGAAAGGAAACUUGGAGGUGUUGCUCUUCACCAUCCAGAGCAAGCUGCGGGCCAACAACCAGAAGGUCUAUACACCUCGUGAAGGACGGCUCAUCUCUGACAUUAACAAGGCCUGGGAGCGGCUGGAGAAAGCUGAGCAUGAGCGUGAGCUGGCCCUGCGCACAGAGCUAAUCCGCCAGGAGAAGCUGGAGCAGCUGGCUGCCCGCUUUGACCGCAAGGCCGCCAUGCGAGAGACCUGGCUCAGUGAGAACCAACGCCUUGUGUCCCAGGACAACUUUGGGUUGGAGCUGGCUGCAGUUGAGGCUGCAGUGCGGAAGCAUGAAGCCAUCGAGACAGACAUUGUAGCCUACAGUGGCCGGGUGCAGGCAGUGGAUGCUGUGGCAGCUGAGCUGGCUGCUGAGCACUACCACGACAUCAAGCGCAUCUCUGCGCGCCAACACAAUGUCGCACGGCUCUGGGACUUCCUGCGGCAGAUGGUGGCCGCCCGACGUGAGCGGCUUCUUCUCAACCUGGAGCUUCAGAAGGUGUUUCAGGACCUGCUCUACCUCAUGGACUGGAUGGCAGAGAUGAAGGGCCGACUGCAGUCUCAAGACCUGGGCAAGCACCUGGCUGGAGUGGAGGACCUGCUACAGCUUCAUGAGCUGGUGGAAGCAGACAUUGCUGUACAGGCUGAGAGGGUUCGGGCCGUCAGUGCCUCUGCCUUGCGCUUCUGCGAUCCAGGGAAAGAAUACAGACCAUGUGACCCAGAACUGGUGUCAGAGCGGGUGGCCACCCUGGAGCGGAGCUAUGAGUCCCUGUGUGAGUUGGCAGCUGCUCGGAGGGCCCGUCUAGAAGAGUCACGGCGCCUCUGGAGGUUCCUCUGGGAGGUGGGAGAGGCUGAGGCCUGGGUGCGAGAGCAGCAGCACCUCCUGGCCUCAGCUGACACAGGCCGGGACCUGACGGGCGUCCUCCGCCUGCUGAACAAGCACGCGGCACUGCGGGGUGAGAUGAGUGGCCGACUGGGGCCCCUCAAGCUCACCCUGGAAGAGGGCCAGCAGUUGGUUGCUGAGGGCCACCCUGGAGCCAGCCAGGCUUCAGCCCGUGCAGCAGAGCUCCAGGCUCAGUGGGAGCAGCUGGAAGCCCUGGCUGAGGAGCGAGCCCAGCAGCUCUCUCAAGCUGCCAGCCUCUACCAGUUCCAAGCAGAUGCAAAUGACAUGGAGGCCUGGUUGGUGGAUGCACUCCGCCUGGUGUCCAGCCCUGAGCUAGGACAUGAUGAGUUCUCCACGCAGGCCCUGGCCAGGCAGCACCGGGCCCUCGAAGAGGAGAUCCGAGGCCACCGGCCCACUCUGGAUGCCUUGAGAGAGCAGGCUACCGCCCUACCUCCUGCACUGAGCCACACACCAGAGGUGCAGAGCAGAGUGCCCACUCUGGAGCGGCACUAUGAGGAGCUGCAGGCCCGGGCAGGCGAGCGUGCACGGGCCCUGGAGGCAGCCCUGGCACUCUACACCAUGCUCAGUGAAGCUGGAGCCUGUGGGCUCUGGGUGGAGGAGAAGGAGCAAUGGCUCAAUGGGCUGGCCCUGCCUGAGCGCCUGGAGGACCUGGAGGUGGUGCAGCAGAGGUUUGAGACCUUGGAGCCCGAAAUGAAUGCCCUGGCUGUGCGGAUUACUGCUGUGAACGACAUUGCUGAGCAGUUGCUGAAGGCCAACCCACCAGGCAAGGAUCGCAUCAUCAGCACCCAGAAGCAGCUCAACCACAGGUGGCAGCAGUUCCGGUCCCUGGCAGAUGGCAAAAAGGCAGCUUUGACAUCAGCCCUGAGCAUCCAGAAUUACCACCUCGAGUGCACGGAGACGCAGGCCUGGAUGAGAGAAAAGACCAAAGUCAUUGAGUCCACCCAGGGUCUCGGCAAUGAUCUGGCUGGUGUGCUGGCCCUACAGCGGAAGCUGGCUGGCACUGAGAGGGACCUAGAAGCCAUCUCUGCCCGGGUGGGUGAACUGACCCGAGAGGCAAAUGCCCUGGCUGCCGGUCAUCCAGCCCAAGCUCCUGCCAUCAAUGCCCGGCUUGGAGAGGUGCAAGCUGGCUGGGAGGACCUGCGUACCACCAUGCGGCAGCGGGAGGAGUCCCUGGGUGAAGCGCGGAGGCUACAAGACUUCCUGCGCAGCCUGGAUGACUUCCAGGCCUGGCUAGGCCGCACGCAGACCGCUGUAGCCUCUGAAGAAGGGCCAGCCACCUUACCUGAGGCAGAAGCCCUCUUAGCCCAACAUGCAGCCUUGCGGGGAGAAGUGGAACGGGCCCGGAGCGAGUACAGCCGCCUACGGGCCUUGGGCGAGGAGGUGACAAAGGACCAGGCAGAUCCCCAGUGCCUCUUCCUCAGGCAGCGCCUGGAAGCCCUAGGAACUGGCUGGGAGGAGCUGGGCCGCAUGUGGGAGAGCCGACAAGGUCGCUUGGCCCAGGCCCAUGGCUUCCAGGGUUUCCUGAGAGAUGCUCGUCAGGCCGAGGGCGUGCUUAGCAGCCAGGAGUAUGUCCUGUCUCAUACGGAGAUGCCGAGUACACUCCAGGCUGCGGAUGCUGCCAUUAAAAAGCUGGAAGACUUCAUGAGCACCAUGGAUGCCAAUGGGGAGCGCAUCCGCGGGCUCCUGGAGGCUGCGCGCCAACUAGUGUCAGAAGGCAACAUCCAUGCUGAGAAGAUACAAGAGAAGGCAGAUUCCAUUGAAAAGAGACACAGGAAGAAUCAAGAGGCAGUGCAGCAGCUUUUGGGCAGACUUCGGGAUAACCGAGAACAGCAACACUUCUUGCAAGACUGUCAGGAGCUGAAACUCUGGAUUGAUGAGAAGAUGCUGACAGCCCAGGAUGUGUCCUAUGACGAGGCCCGCAAUCUGCACACCAAGUGGCAGAAGCAUCAAGCAUUCAUGGCUGAGCUGGCAGCCAAUAAGGACUGGCUGGACAAGGUGGACAAGGAAGGACGGGAACUGACUCUUGAGAAGCCAGAGCUGAAAGCUUUGGUGUUGGAGAAGCUGGAGGACCUGCACAGGCGCUGGGAUGAGCUGGAGACCACCACUCAGGCCAAGGCCCGCAGCCUCUUUGAUGCCAACCGUGCUGAGCUGUUUGCCCAAAGCUGCUCUGCCCUGGAGAGCUGGAUGGAGAGCCUGCAGGCCCAGCUACACUCAGAUGACUAUGGCAAGGACCUCACCAGUGUCAACAUUCUACUUAAGAAGCAACAGAUGCUAGAACGGGAGAUGGCUGUGAGAGAGAAGGAGGUGGAGGCAAUCCAGGCCCAAGCUAAGGCCCUGGCCCAGGAAGACCAGAGUGCAGGGGAGGUGGAGAGGACCUCAAGGGCUGUGGAGGAGAAGUUCAGGGCCCUGCACCAACCCAUGAAGGAGCGCUGCCAGCACCUGCAGGCCUCGCGUGAGCAGCACCAGUUCCACCGGGAUGUGGAAGAUGAGAUUUUGUGGGUGACUGAGCGGCUACCCAUGGCCAGCUCCAUGGAACAUGGCAAGGAUCUACCCAGCGUCCAGCUUCUCAUGAAGAAAAACCAGACUCUGCAGAAGGAGAUCCAGGGCCAUGAGCCCCGGAUUGCAGAUCUCAAAGAGAGGCAACGUGCACUGGGAGCAGCAGCAGCAGGUCCGGAGCUGGCUGAACUCCAGGAAAUAUGGAAACGCCUGAGCCAUGAGCUAGAACUUCGGCGGAAGCGACUGGAGGAGGCCCUGAGGGCCCAGCAGUUCUACCGUGAUGCUGCUGAGGCCGAGGCCUGGAUGGGUGAGCAGGAGUUGCACAUGAUGGGUCAAGAGAAAGCCAAGGAUGAGAUAAGUGCCCAGGCAGAGGUGAAGAAGCAUCAGGUAUUGGAGCAAGCCCUGGCAGACUAUGCCCAGACCAUCCACCAGCUAGCCAGCAGCAGUCAAGACAUGAUUGACCAUGACCACCCAGAGAGCACGCGGAUCUCGAUCCGCCAGGCCCAGGUGGACAAGUUGUAUGCCAGCCUGAAGGAGCUGGCAGGAGAGCGGCGUGAGCGCCUGCAGGAGCACCUCCGGCUGUGCCAGCUCCGCCGAGAGCUGGAUGACCUGGAGCAGUGGAUCCAGGAACGUGAAGUGGUGGCAGCCUCUCAUGAGUUGGGCCAGGACUACGAGCAUGUGACUAUGCUCCAGGACAAAUUCCGUGAAUUCUCCCGGGACACCAUCACCAUUGGUCAGGAGCGCGUAGAUGGUGCCAACACGCUGGCCAAUGGGCUCAUUGCAGGGGGCCAUGCUGCAAAGGCCACUGUGGCUGAGUGGAAGGACAGUCUCAACGAGGCCUGGGCUGACCUACUUGAGCUGCUGGACACACGAGGUCAGGUGCUGGCUGCUGCUUACGAGCUGCAGCGCUUCCUGCACGGGGCCCGUCAAGCCCUGGCACGGGUGCAGCACAAGCAGCAGCAGCUUCCAGACGGGACUGGCCGUGACCUCAACGCAGCUGAGGCCCUGCAGCGCCGGCACUGUGCCUAUGAGCACGACAUCCAGGCCCUCAGCACCCAGGUCCAGCAGGUACAGGAUGAUGGCCACCGGCUGCAGAAGGCCUAUGCUGGAGACAAGGCUGAGGAGAUUGGCCACCAUAUGCAGGCAGUGGCUGAGGCCUGGGCCCAGCUUCAGGGAAGCUCUGCCGCCCGCCGCCAGCUGCUAUUGGACACUACAGACAAGUUCCGCUUCUUCAAGGCUGUCCGGGAGUUGAUGCUGUGGAUGGAUGGGAUUAACCUGCAAAUGGAUGCCCAAGAGCGGCCCAGGGAUGUGUCCUCUGCAAAUCUAGUCAUCAAAAACCAACAAGGCAUCAAAGCAGAGAUAGAAGCCAGAGCAGACCGCUUCUCCUCCUGCAUCAAUAUGGGGCAGGAGCUGCUGGCCAGGAGCCACUAUGCAGCUGAGGAGAUCUCAGAGAAGCUGUCUCAGCUGCAGGCCCGGCGCCAGGAGACAGCUGACAAGUGGCAGGAGAAGAUGGACUGGCUUCAGCUUGUUUUGGAAGUGCUCAUAUUUGGGAGAGAUGCAGGGAUGGCAGAGGCCUGGCUGUGCAGCCAAGAGCCGUUGGUGAGAAGUGCAGAGCUGGGUUGCACAGUGGAUGAAGUGGAGAACCUCAUCAAGCGGCAUGAGGCCUUCCAGAAGUCAGCAGUGGCCUGGGAGGAGCGUUUCAGUGCACUGGAGAAGCUCACUGCAUUGGAGGAGCGGGAGAAGGAGCAAAAGAGAAAGAGGGAGGAAGAGGAACGAAGGAAACAGCCUCCUGCUCCAGAGCCAAUUGUCAAUCGGUCUGAAGGGAAUCUGGUGGAUGGCCAAACAGCUCCUGACUCUGCCUUGGAUGGGACCCAGUUGCAAUUGCCACCAUCCACCCAGGCACCUAGUGUUAACGGGGUCUGCACAGACACAGUGUCCUCACAGCCCCUGUUGGAACAACAGAGACUUGAGCAGAGCAGCUUCUCAGAAGGGCCUAGCUCUGGCACAGGAGAUGAGGCCAAUGGGCCACGGGGAGAGCGACAGACCAGGCCUCGGGGCCCAGCUCCUGCAGUGCCCCAGAGUAGAUCGUCUGAGUCAACCCAUGUUGCCACCUUACCCACUCGAGGCCCAGAGCUCUCUGCCCAAGAGCAGAUGGAGGGAAUGCUGUGCCGCAAACAGGAGAUGGAGGUUUUCGGCAAGAAGGCCGCCAACAGGUCCUGGCAGAAUGUGUACUGUGUUCUGCGACGUGGGAGCCUUGGCUUUUACAAGGAUGCCAAGGCAGCCAGUGCAGGAAUGCCAUACCAUGGAGAAGUGCCUGUCAGCCUGGCCAGGGCCCAGGGCAGUGUGGCUUUUGAUUAUCGGAAGCGCAAACAUGUCUUCAAGCUGGGCUUACCAGAUGGAAAAGAGUAUUUAUUCCAGGCCAAGGAUGAGGCAGAGAUGAGUUCCUGGCUGCGGGUGGUGAAUGCAGCCAUUGCCACUGCAUCCUCUGCUUCUGGAGAGCCAGAAGAGCCAGCAGUACCCAGUGCUACCCGGGGAAUGACCCGGGCCAUGACCAUGCCCCCAGUGUCACAGCCUGAGGGGUCUGUCAUAUUGCGCAGCAAGGAUGGCAGAGAACGAGAACGAGAAAAAAGGUUCAGCUUCUUCAAGAAGAACAAGUAGUUGGUGGGGGGGCAAGACUCCAGGCCAGCUCCCUCUCUGUUUAGGAAACUGCCAGGGUCUGUCAACAGAGACACCCUCUUUGUCAGGACAACUGCCUGCUGCUAGGGUCUGUUGCCAAGGUCAGCCCAUCACCAAGAACUGUCACUGGGAACAAACCAGUGUUCCCAAGAACAACUUUCUCUUCUGCUGUUAAUUCCAGAUUGGUGGUGGGACUCAGGCAACUCCCAAUACCACUCCCUCCCCAAAUCUGUUCCAUACUCCCCAGCCUUAUGCCUCCAUCUCCCACUAUGGUGCAGAUAGUGUCACCCUCAACAUGGGCCCUGUGGGAACCACUGUCCCUGUCUCAGGGUCAUUGUGCUACCACAGCUAGGGUGUUUCAUUCGCCAUCCAGUUCUUUGUCCCUGGGGACCAGCCAGGACCCUCUUAGAGCUGAAGCAGGACCCAGGGACAGGAAUGCCAGAUGAUGGGAGUCGGAGGUGCUGAAGCCCCUGCCAAUCCUGCCUCACCCUCUGGCUUGAGUGGCUGCUCCGUCUCUAGCAGCUCUUAGUGGCACCCAGGUGUGAGGAGUUGUUCAGGGGCAGCCACAGCCUUGAGUCUGGCUAAGGAGGUGAUUAAAUAGCUUAGCUUCUCUCUCUGACUCUUGGUGUUGUUGCUUUCCUGACCAUAGCCUCUCUGCCUAAGCCCCUCUUCUUCCCUUUGGCUCUGGUCUCCUGUGUGCCUGGUUUCUACUCUAUCCAGCCUCCAAACCCUCAAAGAACUGUGUGAUUAUAAGAGCCUUCCUAUCUCAAUCUCCCCAUAGUAAUGACAUCUGGUUUGCAGAAUAUUGACCUAUGCUAAGCCUCUUUUUAGACCAAAGACAUUCACUGUGGGUCAUAUUGAUGUUAAACAACAGUGUUCAUGUUGAGAGGCAGCAAGUUACCCUUUUGCUGCAGCACAAUUUUCUUUACCAUUUUUUUUUUUCAGUGCUAGGGAUGGGACCCCAGGUCUUGUGCAUGCUAGGCAAGCAUACUACCACUGAGUUUUGCCCCCAUCUCCCACAACUUUCUUUACUUGUGUUUCAGCUGUUUUCAGUCAUGAACAGUAGGAAACAUUGCCACAACCUAGUCUCAGCUACUCCUCAGCCAACAAUGGAGCAUUGAGCACCCUACUUUCUAGCUCCUCGUCAGAUUCAGGGGAGCUUACAUGGGAAUCAAAGGAGUGACAGAUUCUAGAACUCUAGAAUGAUGUUACUUUAGGAAGCCAUGAGCUGCAACCUGACCAUGUAAAAUAAACACAGAAUAUUCUAGAUGGAAAUAUUUUUAAAAUGUUAAAACUGGAGGAUUCAUGUCUGUUUGACUCCAGAUGAAGGAGGUGACUACUCCUUGGUGACUCCCUCUCCCCACAUAAAAAACUGUGUUCCUGCAUUAUUUUCUCUACACAACCAUCUUUCCAGUAAACCUACCAAUAUCUUUAGCAUAAAUGGCCAAAGGCCAUGAGCUGAAGACCCCUGACUACCAUUAGUCAAGACAAAAACAACCAGUCAGGUGUGUGCCGGCCAAGGACUAGCACAGCAGGCCCUGGAAUGAGCUCCAGACAUGAGAUUUGGCAGAACAGAUCACCCAUGGGAUAAUUACCCCUUUCUCCUAAGAUGGGCAGAUUACGUACUCCACAGUACCAGUGCAUGAAUACAACAGUCCAUCUCGAGACUAAACAGACAUGACACAGAUACCUUCUCAGUACAGCUGGGGAAAGGAGGAGACAGUCAUUGUGGAGUGCUCAUGGAAGCUGGGCAUUUGCACCCUGAGGUGGCAAACCUGCAAGCCUGGUGUAAUGAUGAGACAGUUUAGAAGGAAAUACAGUAUGUGUGUGAGAGGACUUAGCAGAUUUGAUCAAUUUAAGAGCUAAAGAGCAAAUAGGGCCACCAACUGCAGUAGAAUAGCCAUUGUGAAUGGGAAGGUAAGAGAGGAGAUGUGAGGAUCAUCUCCACGCAUGGCAGCUAAUGCUGUUUCAAAACACGAUUCCAUAAGGACAGAAUGGAGAUAGAGGAGAGGCAUGGGGCUAGGAAGUAAGAUGGGGAGAGAUGCUUUCAGAUGUGGGUGGGAAAGAGAACAAGAUCCAGGAAAGAUGACAGAAUGGGACAGUGAAUGGCAUGAAAACCCCAUCAGUGCAGGUGCUGCAAAUCAGUGGGGAAAUAUGAACAGAAAAUGAAUAAAUUACAAGCUGGGCAUAGUGGCUUACACCUAAAAGUCCAGCACUUGGGAGACUGAGACAGGUAGAGAGACAUGAGGUCAAGGCCAGUUUAGUCUACAUAGUGAAUUCAGAACAACCUGGGUUACAGAGUGAGAGCCUAUCUCAAAAAAGAUAGCUUAUGUAGAGAUGAAUAUGUUUACAUUCUUAUUUAACACCAAUGAUAAGUGUGAGUUCAUCCUAUGUGGUCCAACAUGGUAGCCACUAGUCAAAUGUGGCUGCUGAGCACUUGAAGUACAGCAAGUCUAACUAAGAUGUGCUGCAAGUAUAAAAUGCUGAAUUUCAAAGACUUCAGAGGGAAAAAAUAAGAUCUCAACUUUUAUAUUGAUUAUGUAUUGAAAUGAUGUCAAAAGUAUUAAAGUGAAUUUCAAACUUU
Molecule: messenger RNA, 10299 nt
Organism: Jaculus jaculus (lesser Egyptian jerboa)
Lineage: Eukaryota; Metazoa; Chordata; Mammalia; Rodentia; Dipodidae
Gene: Sptbn2
Product: spectrin beta, non-erythrocytic 2
Exons: 38
Coding region: 471-7697 (2408 amino acids)
Biological process (GO): actin cytoskeleton organization
Cellular component (GO): cortical actin cytoskeleton; cell projection; cell junction
Molecular function (GO): phospholipid binding; actin filament binding; structural constituent of cytoskeleton
Source: RefSeq, a predicted model, not a curated record